Molecule: messenger RNA, 3598 nt
Organism: Etheostoma cragini (Arkansas darter)
Lineage: Eukaryota; Metazoa; Chordata; Actinopteri; Perciformes; Percidae
Product: potassium voltage-gated channel subfamily H member 5-like
Exons: 12
Coding region: 152-3427 (1091 amino acids)
Biological process (GO): regulation of membrane potential; potassium ion transmembrane transport
Cellular component (GO): membrane
Molecular function (GO): voltage-gated potassium channel activity
Source: RefSeq, a predicted model, not a curated record
UUUUUUUAAACCUCAGUGCGGAUGUGGCUCUUGUACUUCUAGUUAACUUGACUGAUGUGGUCCACGCUCCAGUCGGGCAGAAAGCUGAGGGGGGUAUUUGACAUCAGCACGACCACGGAGCAGCUCUAAAUCUCUGUCCGGAACCCUCAUAAUGCAUGGGGGCAAGAGAGGACUGGUGGCUCCGCAGAACACUUUUCUGGAGAAUAUUGUCCGGCGCUCCAGUGAAACCAGUUUCCUGUUGGGAAAUGCUCAAAUCUCGGAGUGGCCUGUCGUUUACAGCAAUGAUGGAUUCUGCAAGCUGUCUGGAUACCACAGAGCGGAAGUUAUGCACAGGAGUAGCACGUGCAAUUUCAUGUAUGGUGACCUGACUGAUAAGAAGACUAUAGAAAAUAUCAGACAGACAUUUGAUAACUAUGAGUCCAAUUUCUAUGAGGUGCUGCUCUACACAAAGAAUAGAACACCGAUAUGGCUCUACAUGCAGGUAGCUCCAAUCAGAAAUGAGAAUAACAAGGUGGUGCUUUUCCUCUGUACCUUCAGAGACAUUACGCUCUUUAAACAGCCGAUUGAAGAUGAAGCAACUAAAGGAUGGAUGAAGUUUGCCAGACUGACGCGGGCACUGACCAACAAUCGCAACGUGGUGCAGCAGUUAGCACCGCUGAGCAAGACUGAGGUCAGCCAACGGCCCUCCAGACUGGCUGAGGCUCUCCAGCUGGGAUCGGACAUCCUCCCUCAAUACAAACAGGAAGCCCCCAAGACCCCUCCACACAUCAUCCUCCACUACUGCACCUUCAAGACCACCUGGGACUGGAUCAUCCUCAUCUUGACCUUCUACACUGCCAUCAUGGUGCCCUAUAACGUCUCCUUUAAGACCAAGCAGAACAAUUUGGCAUGGCUGGUGGUGGACAGCAUCGUGGACGUGGUCUUCCUGAUUGACAUUGUGCUUAACUUCCACACCACAUUUGUGGGUCCCGCUGGGGAGGUCAUUUCAGACGCAAAGCUCAUCCGAAUGAAUUACCUGAAGACGUGGUUCGUCAUUGACCUGCUGUCCUGUUUGCCCUACGACAUCAUUAACGCCUUCGAACAUGUAGAUGAGGAUGUCAUCACAUCUUCUUCCCGAUCAAGCCAUCUCCGUGAGUCUUCAAUUUUCCACAGGAAUACCACACGAACAGAAGAUCAUAUACUCCCAGGUCUCAGCAGCCUGUUCAGCUCCCUGAAGGUGAUCCGCCUGCUCAGGUUGGGCCGCGUGGCCCGGAAGUUGGACCACUACCUGGAGUACGGAGCAGCCGUUCUGGUUCUGCUGGUGUGUGUCUUCGGUCUGGUGGCCCACUGGCUGGCCUGCAUUUGGUACAGCAUCGGGGACUACGAGGUCAUUGAUGAGACCACCAACACCAUUAAGACAGACAGCUGGCUCUACCAGUUGGCUCUGAGCAUCGGAACCCCUUACCGCUACAACGCCAGUGGUACGGGACAGUGGGAGGGGGGGCCCAACAAGGACACGUUGUACAUUUCUUCCCUCUACUUCACCAUGACGAGUCUCACCACCAUUGGAUUUGGCAACAUCGCUCCGGCCACAGAUGGAGAGAAGAUUUUCUCCGUGGCUAUGAUGAUGGUGGGCUCGCUGUUGUAUGCAACCAUCUUUGGAAAUGUCACCACCAUCUUCCAGCAGAUGUACACCAACACAAACCGCUACCAUGAGAUGCUCAACAACGUGCGCGACUUCCUGCAGCUUUAUCAGAUUCCCAAAGGUCUGAGUGAGAGGGUCAUGGACUUCAUUGUCUCCACCUGGGCCAUGUCUAAGGGCAUUGACACAGAUAAGGUUCUAUCAAUUUGUCCUAAAGACAUGCGAGCGGAUAUCUGCGUCCACCUCAACCGCCAGGUGUUCAACGACCACCCGGCGUUUCGUCUGGCGAGUGACGGCUGUCUGCGCUCUCUAGCAGUGGAGUUUCAAACGACACACUGUGCACCUGGAGACCUCAUCUUCCAUAUCGGAGAGAGCGUCGACACCCUCUGCUUUGUCGUCUCCGGCUCACUAGAAGUCAUCCAAGAUGAUGAGGUCAUCGCAAUACUAGGUAAAGGUGAUGUGUUUGGAGACGUGUUCUGGAAAGAGACCACGCCGGCCCGGUCUUGUGCGAAUGUCCGAGCUUUGACCUACUGCGAUCUGCACGUCAUCAGGAGAGACGCUCUGAUGAGGGUGCUGGAGUUUUACACAGCGUUCGCCAACACGUUCUCCCGCAACCUCAUUCUCACAUGCAAUCUACGAAAACGGGUAAUCUUUAGAAAGAUUGCAGAUGUGAAGAAGGAACUGGAGCGCCAGAGGAACGAGGUGACCCUCUCCAUUCCCGAAGACCACCCAGUCCGCAAGCUGUUCCAGAGGUUCAGGCAGCAGAGAGACGCUCAAACACAGGGAGAGUCUCCCGCUUAUUUUGAUCAUAACUGUGUGCAGGUGGAGCCGCAGCGCCACCAUCACUCCGACUCAAACUCGUACACGCAGUGUCAGUCCGUAUCAUCUCAGCAGCAGGAGUACAGCCCCGCGGUGCAGAAUAACGCACCGUGCACAGGAGGAGGGAAUGCAGGCGGCGGCGGCUGCAGCAUGGCCGCACCUCCACAAGCAUUCGUCCACACUGAGACAUCAGAGCAAAGCUGCACACAAGAGACUGGGGAGUCUAUAGCAAGGCCUUGUGCAGAAAGCCAGCUUUGUGAGAGCGUCAACGGCCCUGUACAGAGCAGUGGUGCGGGUGGAGAGGGAGCUCUAGGUGGCGUUACCAGCAGCAGAGGUGCUCGAGGCUGGGCAAAGUUUAGAAACGCUGCUUCUGCUUCACCGCUGCCUGCUGCUGUCGAGCCAGAAAAAGAGCCACCGACAGCAGAAGAGUGGCCAAAAGAAUCCCAGUCCUCAGAACAGUUGGCAGCCACCAAUAAGAACCAGGAUUCGGAGGAAAGUGGAGAGACGGGGAGCACGGAGGGGGGAAACGGUGCCGGAGAGGCAGGUGACGAAAUAAGCGCCAUGCACAAAACUGACUCCUGUGACAGCGGUAUCACAAAGAGCGAUCUACGCAUCGACCGAGCCGGGGAUUCAAGAAGCUCCUUUGAAAGAAGCCCGCUGGAGAAGAGCCCGAUGGAGAGAAACCCGUUUGAGCACAGUCUCGCGGUGGACUCCCUCAAACAGUCGUUUGUUCAUCCGUUGACUGAACAGACACUCCUUCAAGCCACCCUGCUCGAGGCCAAGCUGGAGCUGAAGGGAGACAUUCAGAGUCUGAGCGGUCGCCUGUUGGUCCUUGAGUCUCAGGUAAACGAGAUCCUCAGGCUCCUGUCGAUAAAAAGAAGACUCUCUCUGCCACCGACAUCUUCCCCGAGGGCCAGAGUGAGAAAUCAAGACUCAGUCGCUGCCACCAAGCUGGUCACGCCGAAACCAGACGAUGGGCCUUUUUGAAUUUACUGAUUUUAAAACCCACAACCUGGUUGCAUGCAGAAAGCCCUACUUAUUGUUACCCUCACUACAAAAACCCAGGGAUUUUUCUAACAGUCUUUAACUUAUGAGGCACUUUUUAUUUUUAAGAUUAUGUUUUGGGGCUUCUUUUGAUAAGACAGCUAGGUGAGAAAC